AGAGUGAAAGAGCUGCUAUUGUGAGUGCUCCUGCAGGAUCACAGUGGCCUUGAGGGAUGAAAAGCAGGCAGGAGGAGGAGGAGGGGGUGACAGCAUUCCUCCUGAACACGACUGCUGAAAGCUCGGCAGCACCACCAGCCUCCAGCGGGACUUCAGCACUACCAGGGAUACAGGCACUCAGAGGGGACCAGCCUCUGGGUUCACUCUUCUCCUGGGAAACUGUGCUCUGCUCUCCACACUCAGCUGCUGACCAACAGAGAGCAGAGACGAGCACAUCAAGAGCCACGAUGACAGAAGCCACGUCUAAAAAACAGGGAUUUAAAAAGUGUCGGAGUGCCACUUUCAGCAUUGAUGGCUUCAGCUUCACCAUAGUUGCCAAUGAGGCGGGGGAAAGCAACCGCCAUCGACUCGCAGGCUUUGCACGCUCACAGUCCCAGAAUGCACUCUGUACUGCUGUCACAGCUGCCUGCAUCACUGAACACAAAGGGAUUCUGGUUGACCCACGCAGCGCUGAGGAAAUCCUGGCUGAUGAGCUGCCGCUGCCUGACGGCCUUGGUGCCAUGGAAAAGACUGCUAUCAGGUUGCGAUGUCUUGUAAAGCAGCUGGAGAGGGGGGAGGCGUCUGUGGUGGAUCUGAAGAAAAACCUGGAGUAUGCUGCCUCAGUCCUUGAAUCUCUGUACAUUGAGGAAACCAGGCGGCUGGUGGAUCCAGAGGAUGAGCUGAGUAACAUCCAGUCGGACUCAGUGCCAUCAGAGGUUCGGGACUGGCUGGCUUCCACUUUCACCCGGCAGAGAGGUCUGCGCCGUAACGAAGAUAAGCCACGCUUCCGCAGCAUCGUCCAUGCCGUGCAGGCGGGCAUCUUUGUGGAGAGGAUGUACAGACGAACCUCCAACAUGGCUGGUCUUACGUAUCCCCCAGAUGUCAUCACUGUGCUCAAGCACGUGGACACAUGGUCCUUUGAUGUGUUUGCACUGAAUGAUGCGAGUGGAGACCAUGCUCUGAAAUUUGUCAUCUACGAGCUGCUCACCAGAUAUGACUUGAUAAAUCGUUUCAAGGUCCCUAUUUCUGCUCUCAUUUCAUUUUUGGAGUCGUUGGAGGUGGGCUACAGCAAACACAAGAAUCCCUACCACAACCUGAUACAUGCUGCUGAUGUCACUCAGACCAUCCAUUACCUGCUCCUCAACACUGGCAUGGUGCACUGGCUAACAGAGUUGGAGAUCUUUGCCAUAAUUUUUGCAGCUGCCAUCCAUGACUAUGAACAUACAGGGACCACCAAUAACUUCCAUAUUCAGACCAGGUCAGACACAGCCAUGUUGUACAAUGACCGAGCUGUUCUCGAGAACUACCACAUCAGUGCUGCCUAUCGCCUUCUACACAGUGAUGAUGACAUGAACAUUCUGUCGAAUCUUUCCAAAGACGAAUGGAGAGAGCUGCGGGCCCUGGUGGUGGAGAUGGUGCUGGCCACAGACAUGUCGUGCCACUUCCAGCAGAUCAAAGCCAUGAAAAGCUUUCUGCAGCAGCCUGAGGCGAUUGACAAAGCAAAGGCCUUAUCCCUGCUGCUGCACACAGCUGAUAUCAGCCACCCCGCCAAACGUUGGGACCUCCAUCAUCGUUGGACUACAUCUCUGCUGGAGGAGUUCUUCAGACAGGGUGAUAAAGAAGCAGAGUUGGGUCUACCGUUCUCUCCUCUCUGUGACCGCAAAUCCACCAUGGUGGCCCAGUCCCAGAUUGGAUUCAUUGACUUCAUCGUGGAGCCGACAUUCACCGUGUUGUCAGAAAUGAUCGAGAAGAUUGUGACCCCACUUAUUAAGGAGGCAUCUCGCUCUGGACUGGCCAGUCUCAGACGCUCUAGUGUCAACAGUAUCUGCGGUAGCGAUGGGAAGCAUUCCAGUGUGAAGAGUACAGGCUCGGAAGGCAGCUGCUCUCUGACCACAGUGGACUUCAAGAUCUUCAAGGUCACAUGGAACCAAGAGAUUCAUCACAACAGGGAGACGUGGAAGGACCAGGCAGCCAAAGACAUAGAGGAAAAGAGGGAGACGGAAGACGGCAGCCAGGAAGAAAAGGACACUGAGGGGGAGGAAGAGUCCAAGAGAACUGCUGACUUACCCAAAACAGGACAGCAGGAUCCGAAAACAGAUGUGGAGGAACAGGAGGAGGGGGAGGACAGAGGGCAGCAGGAGGAGAAAAAGCCUCCAGAGAAAGGAGAAAGAAAUGGAAAUGGAGAUGGAGCUGCAGAAUUGGGAUCAGGCCCAAAUGACACAGACAAGAAGAAGCCUGUUGGCCACACAGAGAAGCAGCAGCAGCAGAAUGGCCCUCAACCUUACUGCAAGAGAGCCAGCAACUCUGCUGGCUCCCACCGACUGGUCAGGUCAAAGGUGACUGAGAUGCGGCCCAUUGAUGCCAGGGGGAAAGCCAGGAAACUGCAGCGCAUCUCACUGCGCCGCCGAAAGUGAUCUUACAGUACAGGGUGCAACAUCAGCGUGAUGUCACACCACAGGACACAAGCACAUGACAAUCAGUCUUAGUUUAUAUUGCAGCUUUGUAUUCAGCUGAUCCUCUGCUUUAUUUCAGCUUGUAGAGGUGACUGUUGCUGCCUUAUCACAUCUCCAUUAUCUUCUACUGAUGUGGACCCACCACCUCUUUUAAAUCUCAAACUCUUUUUACAGCAUGCAUUUUUAUCCAUCAUUUCUUAGUUCUAAUUUUUUUUUGGUUAUUCUAAGUUUAGAGGUUUAAAUAAUAAUAAAAAAAGUUUAGCGGUUGUACUGUACAUUUUAUUGUGUCUAAAGGUUUCCCCUUUGUUUCCACUGCUUGUCCUCCAUUUCCUUUGUCCAACUGGGAGCAUUUAUGUAUUUUUUAAUGUAGCUGUACUGAUGUUUUUACAGCUCAUUAUCAUUGUGUGUGUUUUUGGCUAUAUGUUCUUUUUAGUGUUGACAAGACAUGUCAAGGCACUGCUGUACCUAUCUUUGUUUUUACCCAUCUCAGUCAGCAAUGCACUUGUCAUUACAACUCCUCACAGUGUUGCUGGUAUGACACAUGCAGCGUUGGCAUUUUCUGCAAAAAGUGGGCAGCUGAUAAACAGUUAAAGUGUGGAACUGAAACACACCUGAACUGAUGAUGUGGUAACCUGCGAACUGCUAUAGUGGCAGUAUGGUAGCAUCUGACUGCUGAUCAAUUAAUUGAGGUUUGAGGUGGUUAGUAUUAUAUUUUGAAAUUUUUAGAGAUGUUCUAUAUUCAAUUCAAAGAGUAUCGUACAAGAUUGACAUCAGGUUCUAUAAGGAAGAUGUCCCAAGUCGUCACAUAUUGCCACUUUGUAGUGGACUUUUGCAUCUACAUAUUACAUUCCAAGUAUCCUGUAUCUGCUGCUGAUGUACUGAGGUGCUGCUAUUGUGAUAUCAACAUAAGCAUAUUGUGAGAGGGUGCUACAUCUGGUUAUGUUUAAGCAACAAAAGCACAUGUUAGCACAGAUGGUUAAGAUUAGGCAAAAGAGGGACAUUCUAAAGUGAAAAACAACCCCAUCACAUUCAGGCAGGAAGUGAACACUGGACUCCCACAAAGAAAUCCGCAAUUCGUUGGAUCAAUCCACCACCCCUACUGCUUGCUCUAUAGGAACCUUUGUGUUCUUUAUAAUAUGUUGUUGCCAGCAGUGUUUCUACCUGAUGCUGUCCAGCAGUGUAUUAUGCGGAUGUGACUGGUACCGUCCUCAUGCGUCCUCAACUGCCACUGCUCGUCUGUGUAUGAUGCUGCUGCAGGUUUUGUCUGGCCAUAUAAAAACACUAUGAACAACACUGUAUGCUAAAAUCACUGCAAAAUUAGCGGUAUGUGACGACUUUGGAAUGAGAGUGGGCUGGAAUAAGCCACAGCUUGUCCAGGUGAUCUGCGGCACAGAGGCAGGUGAGCUGCAGGUGAGCUCUCCCUGGUGUUAUAUUAAAAUGUCUGACUGUUUGUGAGCUGAUAAAAAAUUAAUAAAUAAAAAGAUAAGUUUUAAG
This is a messenger RNA of Plectropomus leopardus (leopard coralgrouper), 3986 nucleotides long. It is a transcript of the gene pde1ca, whose product is annotated as phosphodiesterase 1C, calmodulin-dependent a. Gene Ontology annotation, molecular function: 3',5'-cyclic-nucleotide phosphodiesterase activity. The record is from RefSeq and is a predicted model, not a curated record. NCBI's taxonomy places the organism in Eukaryota, Metazoa, Chordata, Actinopteri, Perciformes, Serranidae. Gene Ontology annotation, biological process: signal transduction.